UGUUCUUCUCUCUACUAAAGCAUCAUGACAAUAGCAGGUUUGUCUCAUUGUAUGCACAAGUCCGCCUUGCUAUCGCCAACUCGAUCCGUGAGGCCGUUUCUGGCUAGAAACACAACAAAUCGAAGUUCUGGAAAGUUCUCUAGCGGCACUCUGCCUGUACGUGCUUUGCAAUUUUCAUUACCCGCUUGGUGGCCUAGUACAAACACAUCUGGCGUCGUAGUCGAGGCUACCUUUGCCCGGUGAAACCUGAAAAUCGGGUCAUUGAUGCUCAUUUGCAAGAUAAAAGCACGACAGAGAAGAAUGGGUCUUGCUGCCCCAGCAGUCGUGCUCCUGCUGUUGGCCUUGUCUAUACUGUACUUGGCUUGGCAUCAUCAGCCAAACGCAAGAAUGGGAAUAACGGCAAGUGCUAGCAAAUCCGGCUGGCAGCCUGCGCCUGAUGACAGCGUACCAAGGAAAGUGUCAAAAUUGGGGUAUGACAUCACGCCGCUGACGCAAGGAAAGCUCAAGGAGGAGGCAGCCAAGGUCGAUGCAAACACCAGAUAUAUUGCAUUGGAAGCUGGAACAGAGCGAGCUUUUACUGGCAAGACCAUCAAUGGCUAUUCCCAUGACAACAAGAAGGAGGGAGUUUGGGUCUCAGCGAUUGGCGGACUGCCCCUCUUCUCAUCAGACACCAAGUUUGACUCUGGCACAGGAUGGCCUAGCUUCUAUGCUCCCAUUGAUCCUGAGCAUGUCAUUGAGGUGAAAGACUCCUCAAUUCCCUUCAUGCCUCGGACGGAAGUGAUCGAUGCGAGGUCAGGCGCACAUCUUGGGCAUGUCUUCAAUGACGGGCCAAGGCCGACUGGAAAGAGAUACUGCAUGAAUGCUGGAGCUCUCAAGUUCAUUCCCAAGGGAGAGGACAUGCCAGCAGAGUCCAAGCCAGUAUCUUGAACAAAUAUGGGCGUGAAAUCGGACAAUUCCUGCUGUGUAGACAUGUGCUGAACCGUUCACAUCUUUGCAUGACGUUACAUUGACCUGUGGUGCUCAGUACAGUCAACAUCAUUGACUGGCAAGCCACAUAUGUUUCACCUCAACGGUGAUUCCAUGGCCUCCAAUUUUUGGACAAGUUCCUGGUGCUCAUGAUCGAUUGUUGUUUAGGGCGCAAAGAUAUAUCAUCAACCUUAUGUAAGACAGCUGCCAAGU
Molecule: messenger RNA, 1179 nt
Organism: Coccomyxa subellipsoidea C-169
Lineage: Eukaryota; Viridiplantae; Chlorophyta; Trebouxiophyceae; Coccomyxaceae
Product: methionine-R-sulfoxide reductase
Exons: 7
Coding region: 265-927 (220 amino acids)
Biological process (GO): protein repair; response to oxidative stress
Cellular component (GO): cytoplasm
Molecular function (GO): peptide-methionine (R)-S-oxide reductase activity
Source: RefSeq, a predicted model, not a curated record